GAGCCGACCAACUUAUUCCCAUUUCUCAUUCUCUCUCCGAGAUUCUCUGUCUGAACGCCAUGAUAGGAGAGAAAGAUCAUCUCGCCAUUGACGGAGAAUGCUCCCGAACCAAAACAUCAAAGCCUCUAUUCUCUCAUCUCAACAACAACAACAACAAUCAAUCUGAGAAAACCAGCGUUCGCUCCAGUAACCUCGAUGUCUUUUCAUCGAAAUCCUCACCCAGAUCAGCCAACGAGCUCACUCUCAGCUACCUCUGCGAGAACCGCGACCUCUCCGAGAAAAUCUCUGAUCCUCAAAAGGGGAAAGAAGUGGUCGUAACCUUAAGCUACGACGAGAAUCGGAUCGAAAGAGACUUCUUUAACCUCAGAGAAACCAAACGCAAAAAGUCUCAUCAAGACGACGUCGUCAAUGAAGAAGUGAAGAUCGACACUCUAAACCUCUCUCUAUCUCUAACGGCGUCAAACGGCGUCAAAAGACCGAGAGUAACGACGACCACUUCUUUCUCUAACGACUUCACAGCGCCGUCAAUUUCGAACUCCUGCUCUCACGGUGGUCCUUUCUCCCACAACAUGAGCUGCUCGAUGACUCGAAACUCCACCGACUUCGAGACCUCCGAUCAUAUCUGGUGCGCCGGCGAAGGCACCAACGGUUCCGUUCACAGCCGGUUCAGACCCGUCGGCGUCCUCGACGUCAAUCCCUUCUCCGGCAAACCGUCAAACUCCUCCGAGUACUCCUUCUUCCCUUCCGAGCUACCAGCCGCCAAGGGAUUAUCACCCAAUCCGGAAGAAGACGAUUCAAUUAAAUCGGAGAAGGUUCUCCACGACGUCGUUUCCAAGUCUAUCUCUUCAGUAGCUUUAAUUAUCCAAGGGAUGGCUGAAGAAACUUUAGAAGCAGCUAAAGAGUACUUAAGAAACUUGAUCGAUUCUGAUUCGCUGGAGCAUAAGGAGAAGCUGGUCAAUCUACAGAACCAGAUUGAGAAAAGAUCCGAUCUUUGUAAAGAGACGUUGUCUAAGUGUGUUAAGGAUCAGUUAGACAUUUUGGUAUCCGUGAGAACAGGGCUUAAGUACUUUUUGUCUGGUAAAAUCCGGAUCCCUAUGAACGAGUUGGUGGAGAUUUUUCUGUUUUUGAGAUGUAGGAACGUGAAUUGCAAGAGUAUGUUGCCUGUUGAUGACUGUGAAUGCAAGAUAUGUUCGAGAAACAAAGGCUUUUGCAGCUCUUGUAUGUGUCCUGUCUGCUUGAAGUUCGAUUCCGCUAGUAAUACUUGUAGUUGGGUGGGGUGUGAUGUUUGUUCUCAUUGGUGUCAUGCUGCUUGUGGGAUUCGGGAGGGUUUGAUCAAACCGGGAGAUAGUGUGAAAGGUCCUCGAGGGAGGACUGAGAUGCUGUUUCAUUGCGUUGGAUGUGGUCAUAAGUCUGAGAUGUUUGGGUUUGUUAAGGAUGUGUUUGUGUGUUGCGCUAAGAAUUGGGGAACUGAGAUUCUGGUUAAGGAGCUUGAUUGCGUUGGAAAGGUUUUCCGUGGAAGUGAUGAUGGUAAAGGCAAAGCGUUGCAUCUCAAAGCUAAUGAAAUGGUGAAGAAGCUAGAGAGUAAACAGAUCUCUCCUCAAGAUGCCUCUAACUUCAUCAUUCAGUUUUUCAACUAUGCAGAGUCUGUAACAGAGUUUCCGGAACCGAAAGAGCAAACAGUUGUAGCAGAAUCUAGCUACGGAAAAGACGAGGCAUCUGUAACGCCUUCAACAUCAAAGGACCAAAUGAAGAAGAGCUUUGCGUCAGGAGAUGCAAUGAUGAACAGUUUUGAUAGUUUAGAGAGCAUGGUGAGGAUCAAGGAGGCUGAAACAGGAAUGUUCCAGAAGAUAGCGGACGAGGCGAGAAUAGCGGCAGAGAGUGCCAAGAGAAUGAUAGAAAUGAUGACGGAGAAGAUGGAGGAGGAGUACACAGAGAAGAUAGCGAGGCUGUGUCUGAAGGAGACGGAGGAGAGGAGGAGGAAUAAGCUGGAGGAGUUGAAGAAGCUUGAGAACUCGCAUUGUGAUUACAGGAACAUGAAGCUGAGGAUGGAGUGUGAGAUCGCAGGGUUGUUGAAGAGAAUGGAAAGUACAAGGCAACAAUUAGUAUGA
Eruca vesicaria subsp. sativa (arugula) is the source of this 2108-nucleotide messenger RNA. The record is from the annotation of a GenBank genome assembly. Lineage: Eukaryota; Viridiplantae; Streptophyta; Magnoliopsida; Brassicales; Brassicaceae.